AUGACUGCAGAAGAAUUCGCCUCUCAGCGUCUGGGAACGCUAGUCAGUUUAAGUGAACAACAGCUGGUAGAUUGCGAGUACGUCGACAACGGUUGUCACGGAGGUCUUACCAGUGAUGCUUUGACUUGGGUUAUUAAAAACGGUGGUUCUGCUGUCGCCACGUUUUCGACCUUCAUUGCAACACCGCGCUAUAAUGAGGACUAUCUGAAAACAGCUGUAGCGUCAGUUGGUCCUAUUUCGAUCGCAAUUGACGCCAGUGGCCAUGCUUUCCAGCUCUACAGGCGAGGAAUAUAUAACCCAACCAGCUGUAAUCAGUAUUUAUUGAAUCACGGAGUGCUGAUUGCAGAUGGCUAUGGAUCUGAAGACGGAACUGAUUACUGGUUGGUGAAGAACAGCUGGGGGGCUAAUUGGGGAGAGGCGGGAUAUAUCAAGAUGAUCCGAAAUGAAAACAACAAAUGCGGAAUUGCAAGUCAGGCAGUGUACCCAUUGGUGUAG
Molecule: messenger RNA, 495 nt
Organism: Symsagittifera roscoffensis
Lineage: Eukaryota; Metazoa; Xenacoelomorpha; Acoela; Convolutidae
Product: cathepsin L-like
Exons: 5
Coding region: 1-495 (164 amino acids)
Cellular component (GO): lysosome
Molecular function (GO): cysteine-type endopeptidase activity
Source: RefSeq, a predicted model, not a curated record